Messenger RNA from Cotesia congregata, 1179 nucleotides. NCBI's taxonomy places the organism in Eukaryota, Metazoa, Arthropoda, Insecta, Hymenoptera, Braconidae. The record is from the annotation of a GenBank genome assembly.
AUGCACCUUCAGGGUCAACCAUUUUCCGAAUUUUUUAGUUUUCAGAUUCAACAGAGUUCUGAUUCAACAGAGUUCUGCGAAAUUUGCUUGAGUCCGUUUCCCAGGAGCUUGAUGACCGGCCUGGAGUGCGGGCACCGUUUUUGCGGCGACUGCUGGACGGAAUAUCUCUCGGUGAAGGUCAUGUCAGAGGGAGAGUGCUUUUCCAUCUCCUGUCCUGCUCACAAGUGCAAGAUUUUAGUUGACGACGCCUCCGCGAUGGCGCUGAUCAAGGAUUCCAAGGUAAGGUCCAAGUACCAGUGCUUGAUAACGCAGAGUUUCGUUGAGUGCAACAGAUUAUUGAAGUGGUGCCCGGCUCCAGACUGCAACCGUGCGGUUAAAGUCCAGUAUGUGAAUUUUAAACCCGUAAAGUGUACCUGUGGCCGGAGAUUUUGUUACAAGUGCAGUAAAACGUGGCAUGCGCCCAUUUUGUGCGAGUAUAUGAGAAAAUGGGCGAAGACAGUCGCUGAAGACUUGUCUAUCUCCCUCUGGAUCAGAAUUAACACCAAAAACUGCCCCAAGUGCUACGUGGCGAUCGAGAAAAAUGGCGGGUGCAACCACAUGACCUGCAGGAUUUGCCAGCAUCAUUUCUGCUGGAUCUGCAGUGUAAAUUGGUUUGAUCACGGCUACAACACUAGAUGCAACAGGUACGUCGAAGCUGAAGAAGUUAACCAAGAGCCGGAUACUCCCAUGCCUAAUUUGAAUACAUUUCACCGCACGAGGUUCAUUUAUCAUUUCAAUUUCUUGGAGCAGGAAAGAAAUUUGAUGAUGGACGUUCAAAAUAAGUGUCAAAGGUUACCAAUGUCCUGGACAGAGGUCUUCACGUUGCAAGCAGUCAUGACCAAGGCAGUCAAUGUUUUGCGCCAAACUAGGGAGACCUUGAUGUAUUCCUACGUGUUUGCGUAUUUUGUUGAAAAGUCUAACCAGAAGACUAUUUUUGAGUUCAAUCUGCAGGGCAUAGAAAAUACUACGGAUAGUCUCUCGCAUUAUUUGAAAAUGCAUAUUGUUAAUGCUGAAGUUGAUGUCAUCAUACGCAAGGUUCAGAAUAGGACUCAGUAUUGCGACCAAUUCUGCAGAGUACUUCUGGAUCACGUUAAUGAAGGUUAUGACAAGGGCUGGUGGACCCAUCUUGAAACUGCGUAG